GGCAAAAACUAUAUCUUAUACUUAUAGAUACUAUCUCUCAUUUAUGAUAAUAUUUUUUCCACAAUUUCUUGGCCUGUCUGGCCGGAUUCUUGCUGUCCCCACGUGACUGAAAUUCAACCACAUCUCAUCCCACAACUGCAUCUACACUUGCGUCCCGCGCCAGCCAACCUCUCGCCAAAACGUCGACAUCUGCUCUCAUUGACGGUCAGAGCCUGUUUGAAAAGCAUCUGGACGUAACUCAAGGCCUAUUCAGCAUCUUAACACGCCACUAGGAUGCCGCAAAGCCUGGCCUCGCUCUUGCAAUCCUCGUCCAUUGUUGACGACGACGAGGUGCUGCAGGCCGCCAACGCUGCCAUCAGCUCCAACAAGAACGAUAUCGUCGCCCAACAAACGAAAGUUGUCGCUCUCCUAAAGCUUGACCGAUUCGACGAUGCUAUUCGAUUCAUAGCCGGCUGUGGAGACUCGCUCGCCAGCCACUGCGCCUUGGAGAAGGCAUAUGCCCUCUACAAGGCUGGCCAGAUUGAUGAAGCGGCCGCCAUUAUCAACGAUAGCGGAGAUAACGACCCUCGAUUCAAACAUCUGGCUGCUCAGGUAGCUUACCGUGCAGAAAGAUUCCAGGACGCCGCCUCCAUCUACAACGAGCUGGUAGCUACCGACGAUGAUUGUGACUUGAAAAUCAAUGCUGCUGCCGUCAGCGCCCAGCAAGAAUGGCUCGGCUAUUCAUCCAAGAUUGGUGGUGGUAUCCCCGAGACAUUUGAGCUCUGCUACAAUGUUGCCUGCUUUGAAAUCGCAAAGGGAAACUACGAUGAAGCCACGAAGCUGUUACAGAGAGCCGCUACCCUUUGCAAAGCCUCUGAAGAUCUUGGCGACGAGGACAAGCAAGCAGAGUUGAGGCCAAUCUGGGUCCAACAAGCAUAUGUUUACGCCCGUCAAGGAAAUAUGAAGGAAGCCUUGGAUUUGUAUACGUUGCUUGGUUCUACAGACGACUCUGACGCCGACUUUGCCGCCGUCGCCAAAAAUAACCAUACUCUGCUCUCAGGCAACACGGAAAACCCAUACAUUCAGCAACGUGAGAUGGAAGCUGUUGUAGCUGCAGCAAAGCAAGCGAAGCUCUUCAGCUACCAGAGUUUGAGACUAGCCAAGAAUGUCUAUGUGACCGAUCUCAACGCUCACAAGGCCACUGGUGUGCGGUCCAAGACGCGCAAGGAGCUAGCCAAAGAAACACAGCCCACCAUCCAGUCAAAUUACACCCUCGCAGGCGUCAUCAAUGCUGCCGCCUCAGUCAACCAAGGCACCGCCCAAACAGCCAUCCGCACCCUUCAAAAUGCCACAACCAAGCGUUCUCUCGAUGUCGGCCUGGUACUCGCCAUUAUCCAACUACAGCUUGACCAGCAUCGCGCUGGCGCUGCCACCGCUACUCUCGAAUCCCUCUUCACACGUCUUGAGAAAAUCGAUACAGAUGAGGCGCGCGACGUCCGAUACAGCCCAGGCCUCGUUGCGCUGUCCGUGUCUUUAAUGAAGAAGCAUGGCCGCCAAAACGCCGCAAAGGCCGAGUUUUCCAAAGCCGCCAAACACUGGAUCGCUCGCAAGGACGCUGCCGCGUACUCCUCCUCCAUCCUCACCGAAUCUGGCGUCCAGCUGAUGCGCUCUUCCGACACCGAUGAGCUCAAGCUUGCCGGUGCUGCCUUUGAAAAGAUCUUGGAGAGAGACAGCAACUGCGAGAUCGCAUCUGCCGGCCUCGUCGCCUCCCUCGCCGUCCUUGAUGGCUCUACUGCUGCCAAGCAUGCCACCGAAUUACCCGCUGUAGAAGACCUUGUCGACGACGCCAACGUUGACGCCCUCCUCAAGGCCGGUGUUGCCGUCUUGCCCGGCCAAGCCCCCACAAAGAAGCGCAAUGCCGCCGAUGAUGGCAACUCCGCUGCCGCAAAGAAGCACAGAAGGAGAAGACUGCCCAAGAACUUUGUGGAAGGUCAAACUCCUGACCCUGAGCGCUGGCUGCCCCUGCGUGACCGCUCGACCUACAGACCCAAGAACAAGAAAGGAAAGAAGAAGAUGGCCGAUUCCACUCAGGGAGGACCUGUGAAGGAUGAAGAGACACUCGAGCUGGUCGGCGGUGGUGGCGUCAAGGUUGAAAAGGCCUCUGGGGGAGGAGCCAAGAAGAAGAAGAAGGGCAAGAAAUGAGCUUAUGGCUAUGAUGCACUAGCAUAUGGUUUGGCGGUGUUCCAUUUGAAUUUAUUUUAUUCUGUUUAAAAAGACAAAGAUUUUUUCAUAAUUCAAAAGCAAGAGUCUAUAAACAAUUUCUAACUCCGACCACCUUGAGGGCAUGCUGCUUGUAUAGGCUCGUUCGCUUCAUUUCGCUACUCUGUCAGUUCUGUCCAGCCAUUCUCUGUAUAAAACAUGUAUAAUAUUCGCUUCCUGCCAUCUUCCUCUCUCAUACUUGUACAGCUCGCAGCGCUGGGGCUGCCAGUGUAGAUACUUCCUCUCCAACUUCUUCGUCUGAGCUCUGCUCUGUUCCAUCUCCAGAUUGAUUCUUGCGGGGAGGCAAGUCGUGCUCGUCGUCCGUCUCGCUAUGUUCCUCACCACUGUCUCCGUCACCAUUCUUGGAGCUAUCACUAGCAGCCGUCUUCACAAUAACCACUGAUCCUUCGUCGGAAUCGAAAUCGGAAGUCUCUUCACCUUCAGAGUUGUUGUCAAUUGGUGGGAGAGAUGAGCGACGAUCGUCAGUGACGCUGAUGGCAAUAUCACUGUCGCCAUCAGAUGGAACAGUGAGUCUGCCUCCAGCUGACACAUGCCUAGCAGCCUGGGCUGACGAGUAUUUUCUAUGUAGCUCGCGGAAGCUCAUUGCUGUAGCUGUGCUAGCGCUGGCUUGCGAUUCUCGUCGUUUAGUUUCAGCAGUUUCAAUCUGCGUCUCCAACGCAGAAGUAAACGCCUCGUCUCCCGUAAUGCUCAAAUUAGGUGAGGUAGGAGCUGCUUCUGCUUGGUGCUGUUGCUUCCACGUGGCAAGCUUGUCAUCUCUCGUCAUGCUGGAAAUCUCAGUGCCCAGGUUAAUAACAGAGGCCUUUUUGCCAUGUACAACAAAGCUACCAGUCCCACGGGCCAGGGUGCUCUCUUUAGUCGUCUCGUCAGUCGUUGUAGAUGUGCCAUCUUUGCCGCGUUUGCUGCGGUGCGAAGAGAGAUGGCCAGCACUUUCUCUAAGAGUGCGAUGCAGGCUUCUGCGCACCUUAGUUCUAUCACCCUUAUCGCGAUCUUGCCCGGCGCCAGUUUCAGAAGCUUCGUUGGUAGCCGACGUUUUAUCUGUUGGCGACCCUUCAAGCACACCAGAACGGCGCAGUAAUGCACGCUCUUUCGCAUCGUAUUCAUCAAGGUGAUUCGAACUAUUUGAUGCUGGCCGCUCGUCAUCCUCAGUGGCCACCUUCGACUGAUGUUUAGACGCUUUUGGAGUCGUAACAGUGUCAUGCGGCAAAUCAGGCUCCUCCUCGACGUCCGCAUUUCCGCCCUGGUCAGCCUCUGCAUCACCUACUGCCUCCUUUUCAUCAGUGGUACACGAUGGUGAUUUGAUUCCUUUGGAGCUCUCUGUAGAUGUUGACAGUCGCCUAUCUGGACCGCCACGAGCUGGAGAUGCUGGCGCUGGUGAUGCAAUUUUCGGCACGGUAGGGUUUGUCGGGGUCUCAUCUGUUGCAACGGCACUAUUUGACGCAGACGCUGGUAGUCCCACAGGAACGGCGUCUUCCGCAAGGUCUUGCCUGAGAAUGUCACGAUGGCAUUUUUCUUUCCAAAUUUCCAUUCUUGUCCAUUUUAGUUGUGCGCUCAUACGAGCAGCCGCCAAGAGGAGUUGGUCUCUUGAUCUAGGCUGAACAGGCGCUAAAAUUUGCAGAUGGCGUGCAUUUCGAAGCUGUUCAUCAAGUUGUCGUUGGCACUCUUCGACCUUAGUAUCGCAUUCGUCGAUCUUCUCUCGCAUGAUAUCUCUUCUCGCUGAUUGGAUAUCUUCAACCAUCUUACGGUCGAUUUUGCUGCGGGCGAUUGUAACAGGUCCGCUUGGGGUCUGAAUCAUUUGCGAAGCAUCAGAGCUAUCUAGACGGCGUAAGCCACGGCGGCCUUGGCCGUCAUAGCUACCACCCACAAGACCUCUCAUUCUGACGCCAGUGGUGCGGAAAGCUGCAGCGUAGUUUAGCUUUGCCAUCCAGUCGUUGAGCUCAUCUUCAGUGUCUGCCAGCAAGACUUCAUCAAGACAUCCCUGCUUAACAUAGACAAAUGCAUUUUUAUGCUUUUUAUAUGUCGUAUCCAUUAGCGCCACAGCGCCAUUUGUGGACAUGAGCGCAUCAGGCUUAAACUCUUCAAGUGGAGGGUUGAAGAUAAGGGGAAUUCCAUCGUGACCGGCUUUGAUGUGGUUGUCGUACUGGUGCAUCAAGUUCUUGAUCCAGCUGGUGUUACGGAAGAAGUACAGCUGUGCGCCAGUAAGAAUAGCACCCCAUUCUUGCCAAGGCGACCUGGUUUUCCUCUUUUUGGCAUCCUUUCGCCAAAGCAAGCCAACCUUUGUAACUUUGAUAUCGACGAUUCCUGGAUCGGCUUCUUGAGGGUUUGUCGCCGUCUUUUCGGACAUGAACGCGUCGGGCCGGGAUCUUGCAGAAACAAUCUGUAAAACGCCGGUUCUGAAAAAUGUUUUUUGUAAAUCUUUCAUAUUAAGAGAUGAUGAUGUUCCAAGAUAGUUGAAAGGAUCGUCGAGAUACAUAGCAUCUUUGAGAUUCGGACGCAAAAUGUCGAGGUUUCCAUCUAUAAUCAACAUAUAAGGAUCGAUAGGUUCCUUAGCCGCUCGUCUAGCUGCUUCGUUUGCAGCCCCGGGAAGAAUAGGUUUGCGUUUUGACUUGCCGUUUGUCUUUCGAUCUGUGCUAAUAUCGAUGUCAUCUUCGACGUGGAUAAAGGGAGUGUAAGAAAUAUUGUCGUAAAAACAUUCCAAUACAUCCUCAACAAUGCCUUCUCCGCGGGUAUUUUUGAUGUAAUCCGAUUUUUGCAUCUUGUAUUUGUUAUUUUUAUUGAAGACAUCCGUAUGUAAAAUGAGUAAUGAAAAGGCGAUAAAGUAUGCUUGGUCUGGAGAGGAAUAGAUGCCGGGGUUGCAUUCGUGGUAUCUGUUGGCAAACGCCUGUAGAAAACGGUCGAUCUGCUGCGUUUCUUUUGGCAGUUCAGCUUCCAUGAGCAGCUUCCUUAGAGCCAUAUCCAUAGGAUCUCCAAAAAAGCUAAACUUGCGCAUGUAACUUCGCAGAACAUUGAGAAAGAACUGAUCGUUACUCUUGGAUAACGCGGCCGCAAUGGCGCCCAUUACCGCCAUAUCUUCAAGCCUGGCUAGAUAUUUGGCCGCUGAUUCCUCGUCCUGCCUUUCCGGUAAUACUAAAGUAUCGCGAGCGAGCUGCAAGGAAUUGUUUUGAGACCCAAUGGACCCUGGUGUAGCUGGGGUUAAGGUACCCUGCCGCGUAAGUUCUGAAUUUUGGCGAAGCCUGCUGAUGCCCAAUAAAUCUCCAAAGCUCUUCCGGCCAGUCGAUGUUGAAGUUCUAGUUGUGGGUGGUGCGAGAAAGUCGUCAGUCGAGUCUCGGCCCAGCGAGCUAAGUGUUGAGGAUCUCCCUCUAAUCAUGCUAACCCUGGUUGGAGAGGAAUGACCCGAUUUACCAGAAACCGUAUUAAAGGCUGUAGAGGCACUCGCCUUUGGAAACUCAUUAUCGGUACCGGUUUGGGUAGGAGCAGCACUGCGAGCAGAUGCAGGGCGAGUGCUCAAUUUGGAGACCAGAGAUUGUGACGUUGAAGACGGUUCAAGUUUGCCUUUCUGUGGGAGGUGACCAAUAGGGAAAAAUGGCUCGGGGGUGUUUUUAGCUCGGCGGAGUCUAAAGAUUGAAGAGCUUGGGGUCUUCUUUGGUGUGACACUGGGGCUGGAAAGCCCAGUGGUAUCGAGCGAGCUUAGAUCGGAACGUGACGAUUCAGACUGGCGGGUAGGGCCGAAACCAGAGGCAUUCGAUCCAGCCGGUUCCUUUCGACUAUUUCUGGGGGAAGACGAUCCUAUAGUUGAAAAGGAUGUUCGUAUUCUCUCGUCGCCGAGCGACUUGCGGCUGAGCUCUCCGUUGGCAGGGUUGGGCUCUGGGCGGUGAAUGUCGCUUGAUCUACGGAACCGUGAACCAAGAUUCAAGCGAGAGGACGCUUUUCUAGGGCCUGUGAGGUCGUUGGUAGGUGCUGUAGUGAUGAUAGCUGGUG
[Torrubiella] hemipterigena is the source of this 6234-nucleotide messenger RNA. The record is from the annotation of a GenBank genome assembly. Lineage: Eukaryota; Fungi; Ascomycota; Sordariomycetes; Hypocreales; Clavicipitaceae.